GCACAAAUUACUGUUGCACACGGUUGUUUGGUUUACCACUGGCCAGUUAGCAUCGCUAGCUACAAACGCAGAACUUCUCCUUUAACUAUUAGCGGCUGAACAGUUAGCGCGACAAAAUGAAACCUGCAGUGGAUGAGAUGUUCCCCGAAGGAGCUGGUCCUUACGUGGAUCUGGACGAGGCAGGGGGCAGCAGUGGCCUACUCAUGGACCUGGCAGCCAACGAAAAAGCUGUUCACUCAGAUUUCUUUAAUGAUUUUGAGGAUCUGUUUGAUGAUGAUGACCUGCAGUGAAGACAGCGGCUGAACACCUGUUUGAUUCAGUUAAACAUGUAUAUAAAAAACAUCUUUACAAGUCUCUUAUUUGUACAGCCUCCCUUGGAUAAAUCACUCAGCCCAAUAUUGAAAUAAAGCCUUUUUGUUUGUACAAAAAAAA
Archocentrus centrarchus (flier cichlid) is the source of this 432-nucleotide messenger RNA. It is a transcript of the gene cops9, whose product is annotated as COP9 signalosome subunit 9. NCBI's taxonomy places the organism in Eukaryota, Metazoa, Chordata, Actinopteri, Cichliformes, Cichlidae. The transcript is spliced from 3 exons. Bases 117 to 290 code for a protein of 57 amino acids. The record is from RefSeq and is a predicted model, not a curated record.